AUGGCCGAUGAUAUCAUUGAACGGUACUCGAAUUUGCAUCUGGAGGAUGAGGAGACAGACCUAAUCGAUCUCAGUGGAGUCGAAUCGCCGGAAACUGAUGGGAGAGUCUCUCUAAUGCUGGUAGGGAGGUUAUUGACGGAUAGGGCUUAUAACUUUGAAGCGUUCAAACGAACGAUGUGCCAAGUCUGGGGUUUGGUUGGGAAGGUUAUAAUUCGUACUCUCGGCUCGGGUAAAUUUCUGUUUCAGUUCUUCCAUUGGCGUGAGAAGGAGAAGGUGAUGAUGGGUAGACCCUGGUGCUUUGAACAAAGUUUACUCAUUCUCAAUGAAGUAAUAGGGAAUGAACAGCCGAUGGACGUAGUGCUGAACAAAUCCCCGUUCUGGGUCCGUAUUGAAAAUUUACCUUUUAACUGUCGCUCGGAUGCACACGUUAGGGAGGCGGCAAUAAAUUUAGGGGAAAUGCUGGAGAUUGAGGAGGAUAUCCUGGGCAUUGAGAAGGAUAGGAGGAUUAGGGUUCUGAUGGAUGUUUCGAAACCGCUUCGCAGGACCCAAAAAAUUGUUAACAGAGAAGGAAGGGCGGUUAGAGUGAACUUCAAAUAUGAGAGACUCCCUUUCUUUUGCUUCAUGUGUGGGAUGAUGGGCCAUAGUGACAAGGAUUGCUUAAAGGUUCCAGAGGAACAACAGAAACGGGGUCCAGGGUGGAGUGUCAACCUUAAAGCAUCUCCCAGGAAAGGCAGAAUGCACAACAUAGAGGAGGUUAAGGAAAUAACAGCUGCCAGGAGGACUUUGUUCGUGCCUAAACCGAACUCAGUGGUGCUUACAAACGUGGACAAGAAAGAUACGGGUGAAGAAGCAAACAAGCCAGGGCGACCAGGAAGUUUCAAGGUGGUGGAAGAGGGUGGUAAGCAGGUGGUAGAGGAGAAGGAACGGAGUGGAGAGGUGGAGGUGGAAACUACUCAGAAUCUGAAUGCUCUUUCAGUUUCAGGUGUGGGUGCUAUAAUUCAGAAGCCCACAAACAGGCUGAGGAAAGUAAAGAAAAUAACAAGGUCGAAGGUUUUUGAUGCUGGUGGGGUGGUGCUAAGUGGAGCGUUGUCUUCCCUCAAUGGGAAGAGAAAGAUGCAGACAGAUGGGGACGACGUGAUUAUGGAGGAAAGGCUGGAUGCGGGACAAAGGCUCAAAACAAGUAUUGUGGGAGUGGUUUUCCAACAGGAUAUUCAAGUAGCGGCGGUUGGGGAGGUCCGACCCCGCGAACAACAAUGA
Molecule: messenger RNA, 1257 nt
Organism: Spinacia oleracea (spinach)
Lineage: Eukaryota; Viridiplantae; Streptophyta; Magnoliopsida; Caryophyllales; Amaranthaceae
Exons: 2
Coding region: 1-1257 (418 amino acids)
Molecular function (GO): nucleic acid binding; zinc ion binding
Source: RefSeq, a predicted model, not a curated record